Messenger RNA from Mytilinidion resinicola, 555 nucleotides. RefSeq lists its product as uncharacterized. The coding region runs from base 59 to 454 and encodes 131 amino acids. The record is from RefSeq and is a predicted model, not a curated record. Gene Ontology annotation, molecular function: oxidoreductase activity. The transcript is spliced from 3 exons. NCBI's taxonomy places the organism in Eukaryota, Fungi, Ascomycota, Dothideomycetes, Mytilinidiales, Mytilinidiaceae.
ACCUUUCAAGCUUCAGACAAGAUUGUGCAAAGCCUACCCAAGCAAAAUACCCACUACGAUGACUGCCGCUCAGCCACCAAAGUACAUCAAGGUUUCUCUUAUGCUAAAAAAAAGAGAUGAAGUAACGGAUGAGUUCUUUCACCAGUAUUGGAGAGGCAAUCAUGUCGACCUCGCUAUGGCGAAUAAGAAAUUCACCGAUAAGGUGAUUCGGUACAACCAGUGGCACACAAGCCCUGAGCUGAAGAAGCAAGCCUCAAAGUUCGGGAUACCAGUGCUUGAUUAUGACGGGAUAGCGGAGGUUUGGGUUAAAAGCAUAGAGGAUUGGAUUGAAAUAGUAUCGGAUCCAGCCUUCAUUCAAACGAUUGCACCGGAUGAAGCGGUGUUCAUUAAGGCUCCAAUUAGCAUAGCCUUAGGCUACGAUGAUACGGUGAUUGGAGAGAAAGCGCCUCAAUGAAUGGCCUAAUUUCCAAUAUAUCUACCUUCACUUCGUGACCAUGGAUCUAGGUCUGUACGGCUUCACUUUUGCUCGCUCGAUAUCACUGUGAGGAAUAGCCU